This is a messenger RNA of Anolis carolinensis (green anole), 12355 nucleotides long. It is a transcript of the gene creb5, whose product is annotated as cAMP responsive element binding protein 5. The record is from RefSeq and is a predicted model, not a curated record. The transcript is spliced from 12 exons. Gene Ontology annotation, molecular function: cAMP response element binding; DNA-binding transcription factor activity, RNA polymerase II-specific. Lineage: Eukaryota; Metazoa; Chordata; Lepidosauria; Squamata; Anolidae. The coding region runs from base 2570 to 4072 and encodes 500 amino acids. Gene Ontology annotation, biological process: regulation of transcription by RNA polymerase II.
AGACAAGUGGGGUUUAUAUAUCUGUGGAAAGUCCAGGGUGGGAAAAAGAACUGUUGUCUGUUGGAGGCAAGUGUGAUUGUAGCAAUUGGCCAACUUGAUUAGCAUUUAAUAGCCUGUCAGCUUUAAAGCCUGACUGUUCCUGUCUGGGGGAAUCCUUUGUUGGGAGGUGUUAGUUAUCCCUGAUUGAUUCAUGUCUGUAAUUUCCUUGUUUUCUGAGUGUUGUUCUUUAUUUACUGUCCUGAUUUGAGAGUUUUUAAAAUUCUGGUAGCCAGAUUUUGUUCAUUUUGAUGGUUUUCUCCUUUCUGUUGAAAUUGUCCACACGCUUCUCUGUGUAGUCUGACAUGGUGGUUGUGAGAGUGGUCCAGCAUUUUUGUAUUCUCAGAUAAUAUACUGUGUCCAGGUUGGUUCAUCAAGUGCUCUGCUAUGGCUGACUACUCUGGUUGAGUUACCAGUAUUAAAAAAAACUCUAAAAUCAGACAUGGUGGUUGUGUUGUCGGUCAUGGUGGUUGUUACGACUUCAUCAAGCUGGCAAGCAAUGUGUGGAAAGAAAUGCCCAUCAAUCCUGUACUGCAAGAGUUUGCCUUUCCCUAAUUCUUCUAAUAUUUGAUAGCUUUAGUAUACUCAGGAAUGGAAGUUUUGUAGUAUAGUAAGUCUAUACUUUGGUAUGCCUUCUCCUAAUUUCAAUUGGUCAGCUUGAUUAGCAUGGAAGAGCCUGGUAGUUUCAAAGCCUGCCUGGGGGGAAUCCUUUGUUGGGAGGUGUUAGCUGGUCCUUAUCGUUUCCUGCCUUGUAGCUUCGAACCCUGGCUGCUUCCUGCCUGGGGGGGAUCCUUUGUUGGGAGGUGUUAGCUGGUCCUGAUUGUUUCCAGUCUUGUAGCUUCGAACCCUGGCUGCUUCCUGCCUGGGGGGAUCCUUUGUUGGGAGGUGUUAGCUGGUCCUGAUUGUUUCCAGUCUUGUAGCUUCGAACCCUGGCUGCUUCCUGCCUGGGGGGAUCCUUUGUUGGGAGGUGUUAGCUGGUCCUGAUAGUUUCCUGUCUUGUAGCUUCGAACCCUGGCUGCUUUCUGCCUGGGGGAAUCCUUUGUUGUGAGGUGUUAGCUGGUCCUGAUUGUUUCCUGUCUGGUAGCUUCGAACCCUGGCUGCUUCCUGCCUGGGGGAAUCCUUUGUUGGGAGGUGUUAGCUGAUCCUGAUAGUUUCCUGUCUUGUAGCUUCGAACCCUGGCUGCUUCCUGCCUGGGGCAAUCCUUUGUUGGGAGGUGUUAGCUGGUCCAGAUAGUUUCCUGUCUUGUAGCUUCGAACUCUGGCUGCUUCCUGCCUGGGGCAAUCCUUUGUUGGGAGGUGUUAGCUGGUCCAGAUAGUUUCCUGUCUUGUAGCUUCGAACUCGGGCUGCUUCCUGACUGGGGAAUCCUUUGUUGGGAGGUGUUAGCUGGUUCUGAUUGUUUCCUGUAUUGGUGCUUCGACCCCUGGCUGCUUCCUGCCUGGGGGAAUCCUUUGUUGGGAGGUGGUAGCUGAUCCUGAUAGUUUACUGUCUUGUAGCUUCGACCCCUGGCUGCUUCCUGCCUGGGGGGAUUCUUUGUUGGGAGGUGUUAAGCGGCGCUGAUUAAUUGUCAGGGUCGGUGGACACUUGUGUGCGUCUACACUGUCGAGUGAAGGCUUGCACUACCAUGGCUGGAUGCUAUGGAACCCUGGGAUGUGUAGUUUGGAGGGGAAGGUUAAAUGAUGGAAAAGCACAACUCCAGGGCCUGUCAUGGGCUUAAGCGGCUGAGGGGAGAAAGGAAGGGGCCUGAGGCUGUUAGGAAUGGUGGGAGUUGGAGUCCAAAACACCUGGAGGGCCCAGAUUUCUGAUCUGCACUGUAGAGUUAAUGCAGUUAAUAGAAUCAGCCCCGCUCUUCCUCUGCUUUCCCGCACUUCUCUUUCGGGACUCCAAACUUUUCGGCUGCGGCUUGUAAAAAGCCCAGGAUCCCGGCGCUGUUGUAUCUCUAUCUAUUUGGUUGCUAGGCGGUUGCCUGGCUCUGCUCCGCACCCUCCUCUUUUCGCCCCCCGAGACCCGGUCGCCCCCGCCCGCCCGAGCUGACAUUAUCUUUGGGAGCCCGGGCCACAUGACGUCAUGCUGCAGGCGAGCGGGGCUGAUUCAGAGGCGCGGAGAGCGGGGCUCGUGGGGAAGCGGAGCCGGAGAGGCUGAGCCCGAGCAGCAGGCUCACCUGGGACGAGCCUCAAUCACUUGGGUCCUUGGCUGGGAAGGAAGGAGGGCAGGAAGAUCUCUCCGCGCCACGCGGCUUUCUCCCGCGGGAGAGCUUCAACGCGUGGGCGGGGGAAUACCUGCUGUGUCCUGCGUCCCGAUCGCCUCUUGCAACUUCCCGGCAGCAAAGGCAGGCGUUGCUUUCUUGCCUUCCUCCCAAGCCGGCGCUGUUUCACGAAGGGAGCAGGUACCCUAAUUAAUGUGAGAAAACCCUGUGUGGAAACAACAUAAGAUAUUUUGCUUGACGCCUACUCCUUGGUCCAGAUUUGAAGCAUGUAAGCAAGACAGUGUGGUUGUCCUCUCCUGAUAAAUGUAAACUAUUUAUGAGGAAUCAAAGAUGAAUUUGGAGCAGGAGAGGCCUUUUGUCUGCAGUGCCCCGGGCUGCUCACAGCGUUUUCCGACAGAAGAUCAUCUGAUGAUUCACAGGCACAAACAUGAAAUGACUUUGAAGUUUCCUUCCUUGAAAACAGAUAACAUGCUAUCAGACCAAACUCCGACACCAACCCGAUUCCUAAAGAACUGUGAGGAAGUGGGCCUCUUCAACGAUAUAGACUGCUCCUUAGAGCAUGAGUUUAGAAAGGCACAAGAAGAAGAGAACAAUAAAAGGAAUAUUUCAAUGCAUAACUCUGUUGGAGGAGCUAUGGCAGCCCCUGGGCCACAUCAGCUCUCAAAUCCAAGGAUGCCAAACCAUGACACCAGCAUUGUGAUCCAGCAAGCCAUGCCGUCCCCCCAGUCGAGUUCAGUCAUCACGCAAGCACCUUCCACAAAUCGACAGAUUGGGCCUGUCCCAGGCUCACUAUCAUCACUACUGCACCUGCACAACCGACAACGACAGCCCAUGCCUGCGUCUAUGCCUGGGACUCUACCAAAUCCUACCAUGCCUGGAUCCUCUGCAGUGUUGAUGCCAAUGGAACGUCAAAUGUCAAUGAACUCCAAUAUCAUGGGAAUGCAAGGCCCAAACCUCAAUAAUCCCUGUGCUUCACCACAAGUCCCUCCAAUGCACUCUGAAGCCAAAAUGAGGUUGAAGGCAGCAUUGACUCAUCAUCCUGCAGGCAUGUCAAAUGGAAAUAUGAACACCAUGGGUCAUAUGAUGGAAAUGAUGAACUCCCGACAGGACCAGACCACCCACCACCACAUGCACUCACAUCCGCAUCAGCAUCAAACGCUUCCACCUCAUCAUCCGUACUCACACCAGCAUCAACAUCCAGCACACCAUCCUCACCCUCAAGCGCAUCACCAGCAAAACCACCCACACCACCACUCUCACACACACCUGCAUGCUCAUCCAGCACAUCAUCAGACCUCGCCACAUCCGCCACUGCACACAAGUGGGCAAGCACAGGUAUCAGCAGCGGCACAACAAAUGCAGCCCACGCAGACAAUACAACCACCUCAACCCACCGGCGGUCGCCGAAGGAGAGUGGUGGACGAAGACCCCGACGAGAGGCGGCGGAAAUUUCUGGAACGAAACCGAGCAGCUGCCACACGCUGCAGACAGAAGAGGAAGGUCUGGGUGAUGUCACUGGAAAAGAAAGCAGAAGAACUCACCCAGACAAACAUGCAACUUCAGAAUGAAGUUUCCAUGUUGAAAAAUGAAGUAGCACAGCUGAAACAGUUGUUGUUAACACAUAAAGACUGUCCCAUAACAGCCAUGCAGAAAGAGUCGCAAGGCUACCUAAGUCCAGAAAGUAGUCCACCUGCCAGUCCCGCUCCACCCUGCUCCCAGCAACAAGUCAUCCAGCAUAACACCAUUACGACUUCUACAGUCAGCGAUGUCGUAGGCAGCUCUGCUCUCAGCCAGCUUGCAAGUCACAGAACAGAUCUGAAUCCAAUCCUUUAAAGCCCAUUAGAGAGGAACUGCAAUGGGGAGAAAAAGUGAUAGCAGAUCAGAUUGCCUUUCUGUUCAAAGCAGUGUUGUUCUUUCAAAGAUAUCUCAGAACUAAGAGACUCUUCAACCGCUAGAAAGACUAUGAGCUCCAUUUUAUAGUUAUUAAAAAUGUCUUUUAUACUUAGUAAUAAUAAAGGGAGUUAUGCAAUGACUAUGCUAUCAGCUUGGGAGAUACUUUGGUGCUUUCUCCAGUUUCCCGGUACCAGCUGUUUGUUUGUCUGUCUGUCUGUCUGAUUGUUUGUUUUUAACCAAAAUCUUCCUGUACAUAGUCACGUUCCUUCCUAUUUUUGCAGGCUGACCCAAGGGAAACAUACUAUACCGUUGAAAUGAGGCAUAAGAAAUAUUGAACUGUCAUACACAGGCAACUGGGCAUAAUGGGGCUAUAAACACAUGGAGGAAGUUUGGUUGAUAGCAUAAUAAGUAUAUUUGUUUUGCAAAAGCACCAGGGCCUCAAAUACAUUUAUAGCCUUAUGUACCAAUUUUGAAAAAAAUGUAUCCAUGUUCUACACAACUAUUCACUGUAUGGCAGAAUGUUUCAUUGGUCCGUUUCUCCAUAUUUUCCCCCUUUGUCCAACCUCUAUAUCUUUGCAAUUUUGCAUUUGUAAAGUUUCACUUGGAUAUGUUGUGGCAUAGAGUUUACAUUCUUGAGAAUUCUCUUUUUUCUCUUUCUCUCUCUCUCUCUCUCUCUCUCUCCCCCCCCCCCCCCCCCCGAUAUUUUGGUAAUGCAGAUUUCCUUACCCAGCUUAGUAAUAAGGAAAACAUUUGAAAACAUCACAGAUAGUAUGCGUAGUGCAGCAGAUGAUCGAAAUAUUGUGGUUGCAUGGUGAUUUCUUAAUAGAGCCUGGAAAAGUUAUUGUUUUGGGACUAGAACUUCCAGAUACACACACACAUACUAGCCAUAUUGGCUAGAUAAUCCUGGAAAUUGUAUCCCAAAAGUAACUUUUCCAAGCUCUGCUCUCUAUCCACAGUCCUUUCACUUCCCUUCAGUCCCUAAUACUUUUUUUUUGCCUACUCCCAUGAUGUAUACAUGGAACAUUCAUUUAAAAUAUGCAAUAUGCGGACUUUUAGUUGUACAUGGUGUUUUGAACUUCUGUGGAGUUUCCGGUCUCUUUUAUGUGUGAUCCAAGCUCUUCCUUCUGCCUCCUUUGCACAGCAUAUUUGUCUCUUUCCUCUGAAAUAUCUUGUUUUGUCCUUCAUAUAAAAACUCCUCUAAUUUCUAGCUGCUUGCACAAUAUCUGUUAGCUUUCAGGAAACACUAAAACUGAAAGAAAGCCUCCAGGCUCGCCAGCCAUUUGCUCUGAAACAGCUGACUUGGCCAUGGUUUUCAAUAGCCAUGUAUUUACACCUGUACUGGGUUUUUACUUUUUCCACUAAAAGUUUUUUAAAAACCAUGUUUCUUAAUGAUCCUGAGUUAGUAGUUUUUUUUAAUAAAUAGUAAAAGUUAAAAGCAAUUUAACCACAGGUCAAGCCUGCCGGUAAGCCAAGGGGGUUAGGGAGAGAAAGCCUUACAAAAUUGUUUUUUGCAGUUAAAAAAUUAAAACUCAGUGGCAUAGGAGAAAGGUCAGUCUCAUAAUAUCCACACUGUAGUGGCUUUCUUUUGCAUCGUCAGUCACUAAAGAGGAGAAUCGCUAGAGAGUCUUAUUGCAGCAAACAAUACAUUAAGCAGCUUGCUAUAAUUUGUAAGGCUUAAUUUAUUGUUUGCUGCAAUCAGACACUCCUGGAGGAAAAUGUUAUUAAAAUGAAAAGUAUUAAUUAUUUACAUUUAAAAAUUACAUACAUUGAAACCUCAACAACUAUAUGAUCAGAUAUAUAUGAGAUACUCUUCAGCUAGUGAUUUGUCAUCAUACUGUAUAUCGAAAAACGUUUAGAGCCUAACUUCAUUAUUCUCAGAAUAUUGAAGUUGGCCAACCCAUGCUAAACGUAAUGAGAUUAAUGCAAACAGCAGCAAACUAUAUUCUGGGACAUCCCAAUUUUAAACACAAGCUGAAACACCCGGCACUUCUUGUAGACUUUUACCUAUGUGUUUAGCCAACAUGUAUUUUAAGCAGUUUUUAACUGUUGUAAAUUUUACCCAUUUGUGUGUUUAAUCAAUCGGAUAUUGUUAAUAUCAUUAACCUGCAUACCUUGUACACCUAUGGUGCAAUAAGGGUCUUUGGACCAUAAUAAAAUGUUGUUGUAGACAUGAAAAUACAAACUCACAUAGAACCAUCUUGGUGGUUGGUAUCUCCUUUGUCAAGAGAGCAAGAAAGCUACUCUGUCUUUUAGUACAUGUUCAACUAAUUAUCCAAGUCACUAAGUGCACUUGGGUCCUGUACUUUGGAUAGUUCCUUUAAGGUCUGAAAUAAAAGCAUGAAUAGAUUAUAUCACAGCCACUGUUGAAAUGGCCUUUUUUUCAAUGUGUUAUUUUGGGUGUAGAACAGAUUGUAAGGAGUAGCUUUUUUCGUGUCAGGAGCGACUUGAGAAACUGCAAAUCGCCUCUGGUGUGAGAGAAUUGGCCGUCUGCAAGGAUGUUGCCCACGUUAUGCGCGGAUGUUUUUACCAUCCUUGUGGGAGGCUGCUUGCAUGUCCCCAUAUGUAGCUGGAGCUGAUAGAGGGAGCUCAUCCGCACUCUCCCUGGAGUUGGAUUCAAACCAGCAACCCUCAGGUCAGCAAUCCAACCUUCAAGUCAUCAUUCUUGCCGGCACAAAGGUUUAAACCCACUGUUCCAAUCCAAGUCUUUUUCUCCCAUUCUUAUAAUGGGAAUUUCCCUUCCAUUUCACAACUCUACUUGAUAGUCACAUGAGGAAGAUCAGAUAGAACGUACCACUUUCUUCGUUACACUUUAUCUUGAGUAUUCUGUGCACUACAGUUAAAACUGAUUCACUUACAGUCCUUUCUUGCUCUUUUGUCAUUGCAGAUAUUAAAAGAGCAAUUAAAAAUGAUCCCAAUGUGUCCCCCUUCACAUUGCACCAACGAUUUUCAGAAUGAGUUGCAUGCAAUUGACACUGGAUUAUAACUAUCGUAUUGAUCUUGGGUGUUGUUGUGCUUUUCUAUCUCAUUGUAUAAAACUGGACUUUAUGUUUGUUUGAUUUUGUAAAAAUCCCAGGCACUUCCAGUUGCAAUAUAGAUAUCCCAAAGGGCUACACUGCAAUGCAAAAAUGUCUGUUUUUGUCACCCCCUUGCAAGCCAUAUCCAUAUUGUGAAACCCAGGGAAUAUUAUUAGUGUAUAGCCUCCUUCAUUAUAACAAUUGUGAACAUUUACACUUUGCUUAUCCAUGUCGUUUAGUAUACAACCCCUUAUUGUGGUGAAAAAUGAACAGCGGUCAUCAAAAGUGUCAUUCGCUUCUAACUCUUCUUUCCACUAACAAGCUAACUGUGUCUGUCAAAAGACCUUCUUUGGAGGGAAUUUAUAUUUUUAACACAAAAAAAAUAUUUUGAGUGUGUGUGUGUAUACGUGCGUGCAUGGGUUCAUGUGAGUGUGCAUUUUAUAAAGAAAAGCCUUUUAGUUAGACUCUGCUUCUUAGCCAACAAGACUUUUUUCUACAAAAAAAAAGAAGAGGGAAAAAAGAUAUAUAAUGGAUUUAUGGAAAUUCAUGAGGACCAAAGUAAAAUUUAAAACACAACAGGAAUUAAUUUAGGUGUUCACAUAGAAUUUUAUAAAGUAUUUAUUACUAAAUGUUAUUUUUAACAUUCCAUUUAGGCAGCAUUCUUAUAGGGAAUCUGUAUUUUUCUUAGUUAUGCUGGGGUUAAUCCACACAGCAAUGGACUCCUGAACAACUUGAUUUGUGAGCUUUAACCUCAUGUACGUUUCACUGAAACGAAACCAGGAGUUGGCAGUUCUAGGUCUGGUUGGAUUGCCCCAUUAGUUUUGCAAUGCACAACUCUCGGUGUAUGUAUAUGUAAAUAUAUAUAAUAAAAUAUAUAUAUUAAAAUAUAUAGAUAGAUCUCCGUAGAUCCCAAGCAAGAAUUAUCCAUCCUAGAUGGAACACUUGCUGAGGUCUACUACCUGGAAAUGUCCAGAAUUCAGUAUUUUCUUUAAAGCAGCAUCUGCUUUUUUGUAAAAAAUAAAUAAAUAACAAAAAUGUACAAGUAUACAGUUAUUUCAUUUUUGUUGAAGAUGUGCAAAGGCCUGCUAAAGGGAAAUAACCCAUAUAACUGGAACGCUGGCUUUAUGAACAGGCUCCUUACAAGCAACUCCAACAAGGAUCCUGUUCAAUGCUUACUUCUUUUCUAAUAUCAUGUGUGAGUUGCACUAAAACUGCAUUCUUAGUUCUUCUUGGGUCCCUUACUAAAAAGUGUUCUGGUAACUUAAAAAAAAACAUGGAAGCUUGACUGUAUCCUGUAAAGUUAUCUGCCAUGUCUCUGAGGGGAUGGGGAAGGGAAGUAAAAUAAUUGUAAUUUGUGCAAGUGUUAAAACAGGACUUCGACAACGGACCCUUUUGCAACCAUUCAGCAUCUUACUGCAUUUCAAUUAUUUAUGUUAUUUGAAAAUUGCACUUUAGCAGUCUCUCCUGUUUUCCCUUCCCUUGUAAAAUGUCAGCCAUUGAGUUCAUUAAAUGCUUUGACUGGUGAUGAAGUUACCUUUGUUUCUUGCACCAGGUCUAAAGGAGAGCUGCUCAGAGAAGGGGAAUAGGAAAAAGCCAAUCAGUGGUAUGGUUUUAGACCAGAUGCCCUCCCUUUUUUAAUCCUAAGAUUAUCAUUUUUUUAAGAGAAGCUUUUCUCAAAAAAUCUUGAAAAAUGAAACUUCAUUAAGUGCUAAGAAUUCUCCAUUCAAGGUCCAUAGGCCUGUCCUAAGAUCUCUAAUUCCUAGUUAUUCUCUAUGUCUGGAAAAUCACAUGAAAUCUAUCAUGUUUAUAUGUAUCAGUUAUGCUAGGGAGUGUAGCUAUCUGGGGCAAAAUAAUGACAUUUCCCCAAAAAGAAUUCUUCCUUUUGUGAUAAAAAUUUCAUUUCACAUUUAAAACUUUCAUCUUUGCUGCGUUUGCAGACCUUUCGUAACUUUACCUGCCAUUAUCUUUGGAUGCCGAAAUUGUUUUUCCAAUUGUUUAACUGAAGUUUUUUGUUGCUGCAGUAUAAGUUGAUCAACCUUUAUCCAAUAUUCUAAAAUCCAAAAUAUUCUUAACACUUUUGCUUUCUGAUUCAUCCAGAGCCGGUCCAACACUGAGGCAAAUUAAGCGGUUGCUUGGGGUGCAAAACAUACGGGGGCGCAGUCGAGACUGCUUUUUCUGUUGAUUUGUUGUAAAACAUGAUGUUUUGGUGCUUAAUUUGUAAAAUCUUAAUGUAAUUUGAUGUUUAAUAGGCUUUUCCUUAAUCCCUCCUUAUUAUCCAACAUUUUUGCUUACCCAACGCUUUUAUUUUUCAGUGAUUGGUUUGGGGGGGUGCGCACCAAAAUUUUGUUCGCCUACAUUUGAAAAAUACUCUGGAUUCAUCCAUGUACACAAACCUCAUUUCAUACACAAAAUUAUUAAAAAUUAUUAUGUAUAAAAUGAGCUUCAGGUCACGUGUAUACGGUGCACAUGAAACAUAAGUAAAUUUCGUUUUUAGACUUGGGCACCACCUCCAAGAUAUAUAUAUAUAUAUGCAAAUGCAGCUAUUCCCAAAUCUGAAAAAAAUCAAAUUCUUUCUGUUCCAAACACUUCAGAAAAGGGAUGCUCAACCUAUAUAAUUAGGGGUCAGAAUACUUAUUGGAUGGUAACAUCCUUGUUUUGCACCCCAUCGCUAAACCUCUGCAUUCUGGCAUGUCAUAGGUCAGUGGUUCUCAACCUGUGGGUCCCCAGAUGUUUUAGACUUAACUCCCAGAAAUUCUAACAGCUGGUAAACUGACUGGGAUUUCUGGGAGUUGUAGGUCAAAACACCUGUGGACCCACAGGGUGAGAACCACUGCCAUAGGAGAAAAUAAUGUCUCGUUUCUAUUUGAAUUUUUAAAAAAUCAUUGUCCAAAUAUUCAUUUUUAAUUCCAAGCCCAUAUACGUAGCAAUUCUGCACAUACUUGUUUCAGAAUAAAUCCACACUGAAUCAGGUUGGGCUUCAAAUUAAGCAUACAUCACACUGUGCUUUAAUAUCUCGUUGCCUUGCAAAUUACAGCAUCUUUUUAUUUUAAAAUAAUAAGUACAGGCACAUCUGAAGCAAUACAAUGUAGGAGAUUUUUUUUACAUCUAGUCCAAUGAAAGGUGUUUUUUAACCACCUUACUGUUUUGCUUCUCUUCUUAGUCAGUGAGCAAUCGCUUUGGUGGCAAAGUUGUUCACCAAGGUUAAUGUUUUCUAUUCUGAGGGCUACUUCAGCUGUUUAGCCUCAUCCUCUAAAUAACCUGCAAUUCUGACAAGUGUUAUCAGAAGCAAUAUUUGUUUGGGCAGGAGGCUGGAUCUAAUUUUUUCCAUAGGUACAGAAGACCCAUUUAAAUCAGUAGGACUUGAGUUUCUUGAAGACUCACUCAUCUUGUUGAUUUGAGUAGGAUAAUUUGAGUAGGACCAGAGGUUCAUCCACACUACAGAAUUAUAGAACUGCUAUAGCAGUUUAGGGAGAGGCAUUUAGAAGAUUUUAGCCAGAGUCCAUCCGUGCCUCACAAAUCUACAAACCCCAGGAUUCAGUCAGAUGGAACCAUUGCACUUAACAUGGAAUAAUAAUGCCAUAGUUGUGUGGUGUGAAUGGGUCCCUAUGCUAGGAACAAUGUGGCCUCCCUUCACCUUUAAUGUACAGUCUAGAGCAGAUGGGAAUUGCUGUCAAUAUCUGGAAAGCCUUAUGAUCCCCGCCCCAGCAUCUGUCACAUGUAUUAAUAUCUGUGUUGUGCGAAAACUCCUUCUGACAUUUUAGUGUCCCUGUAAACUAUUUACUGGGUGGAGGGAGAGGGUGUCAAUCCAAACUGUUCACUUUGCUCUGUAAUAUGAAUUCUCCUGAGCUGAAAUCUGUUUUCUUUCCAAGUUUUCUUUGGAUAACAACUGAGCAUCAAGACUGUUUACUAAAAAAAAAAAUGCUUAUAAUCUGGAAUACACUAUUUCUAUGCUCUUGUUUGAUAGAAACGAACAUUUCACAUGAUUUUUCAAGUUCUCUUUGAGUGCAUUGUAUUGUUACUUCUGUGUCAAAUGGCAGUUCCAAAAUGUUGCUUCUCAAGUCUGCAAAACUGCCGGUUUUUUCUACGGUAUCUAGUUGUAAAGGUGUCUGUGGAGGGAGACACUAAAGAAGGAAGAGAGUUGAAAAAAUCCUUUCUGAUCGUCUCUAAAAGUCAUUUUAAAAUAUGAUACAAACAAAAAAUAAAGGCGUCUUAUGGAUUCGCAUUUAGUGCCUCUUACUAUUGAAUCAAUAGCUUUGAACAAUAUUGCUCUUUCCCCCAUCCAACACCUUGUUUUACAAACCAAAAAUGUCAGUUUCACAGGUAUUGACUUUUUAAAGAGGAAAAUAAAGGACAAAAUGGAAAAAGUUGGUCUUUCAAAACAAUAAAUCCCAGAAACCCAACUGGUGCAUGCUGGGAAGUUUGGUUCAUAAAAACAAUUCCUUCCAAGAAGGGAAGGGGAUAUUUGUAAAAUAUCUCAUUAAAAUUGAUCUAUUUGCCACCUUGGAAAUUUCAUUCAAAGCAAACUUCUCAUCAGAGCAGUGAGAAUGUGUUGAGACAUUUUAUAUUUGGAGAAUCCCACAAAGUAUUUAAACUGUCCUUGAUUUGGUCCUGCCAUCAAAAGCAAUCCAAUGUGACUAAAGGGUUGUAAGUGAUAUAAAUAAUGUUUUCUAUUUUCUCUGGAGACUUGUUUUAUUUCUCCAUCAUCACCAUUUUCACCCCACCUUUCCAAAUUAUUCCAUUUUAACCUCUGGCUAAUCAAUGCAAGUUGGUUCUAUAAAAUAUUAUUACUCGACUGUAUUGAUUUUUAAAGGAACACUUAGCAUUGAGAAGAGUAAACGCUAUGACAUUUUGCAGGGGGAUUAAAGAGGUUGCAAAGGUUGUUUGCAUUCUAUGCAAAAAAUGUUUGUUUUCUAUAUAUAUUUUUUAAAAAAACCAACAACCACCUCCCUGUCUGGAGGACAACAAUAAAAUUGGUACAUACCUGUAAAUAUGUGCUGCUGCUGUUGCUUUUAAUAUGUUUAAUUUUAUGUUACGCUUCUUUUUGUUGCAUUGUGAACACAUUUAUUACUCAUGGACUAUGAGCUCAUUGAGAUUGUACAACUCAACCCAACUUCUACAUCUCUUUCUAACUUGGAGAGAUUUUGUGCAUUUGUACAAAUGUUAAUAUCACUGCAAUUCCAGUAUAAUAAAGCACUCGAAUGCAAUUAAA